AUGUCGGCAUUUCUCCCUGCCUUUCGACGGGUAGCCUUCCAGGCCCCGUCCAGGUUCUUUGUCUGCAACCAAUGCCUGCGGCAGACCCCCCGAGCAGCGCCCUCGUCGCGCAUCCUCAACGCCGCCCAGUCACGAUUCUUCGUCGCCAAUGCCACGGGGCCCGUGAAUACAUUGGCUGCCGAAGCCGCCGAAGCCGCCGCAAAGGCUUCUGCGCAGGCCAAAUACGUCUUUCCCAAGACCACCUCCAGAGCUGUCGGCUACUGGCUCAUUGGUAGCGCCGUCAGCGUCUUUGGCAUUGUUGUCUGGGGAGGCUUGACCAGGUUGACAGAGUCUGGCCUGAGCAUUACAGAGUGGAAACCUGUGACCGGAUCGAUGCCCCCGAGAUCCCAGCAAGACUGGGAAGCCGAAUUCGAACGGUACCGCGCCUCGCCCGAGUACAAGAUUCUCAACCCCCACAUGACCGUCGACGAGUUCAAAAAGAUUUACUUUAUGGAAUGGAGCCACCGACUCUGGGGCCGCGUCAUUGGCAUGAGCUUUAUCCUGCCGACCCUCUACUUCAUCGUCCGCCGCCGCGUCUCCGCCAAGAUGGCCGUCAACCUGCUCGGCAUCUCGUCCCUGAUUGGCUUCCAGGGCUUCAUUGGCUGGUGGAUGGUCAAGUCGGGCCUCAAGGACGACCUGUUCGCCGAGGGCUCGCACCCGCGCGUCUCGCAGUACCGCCUGACCGCGCACCUCGGCACCGCCUUCAUCUGCUACUCCUGGAUGCUCCUGUCGGGUCUGUCGGUGCUGCGCGCGCGCCGCAUGGCCGCCAACCCGCAGGCCGCCCUCGACGCCAUCAAGGCCGUCAGCAACCCCACCCUCGCCAACUUUCGCCGCACCGUCCUCGGCGUCACCGCGCUCAUCUUCGUCACCGCCAUGUCUGGUGCUCUGGUCGCCGGCCUCGACGCCGGUCUCAUCUACAACGAGUUCCCCAAGAUGGGCGUGGGCCUCACGCCGCCGGCCUCUGAGCUCUGGGACAAGUUUUACUCGCGCCGCGACGACAAGUCGGAUCUGUGGUGGCGCAACAUGCUCGAGAACCCCAGCACCGUGCAGAUGGACCACCGCAUCCUCGCCGUGAGCACCUUCUGCGCCAUUCUCUCCCUCUUUGUCUACUCUCGCCGCGGCCGUGUCGGUGCUGCUCUGCCCACCAACGCCAAGAAGGGUGCCCUUGGCCUAGUACAUCUCGUCUGUAUGCAGGUUGCGUUGGGCAUCACAACGCUCAUCUACAUGGUGCCCAUUCCUUUGGGCGCCGCCCACCAGGCCGGCAGUCUCGCUGUGCUGUCGGGUGCGCUGGUACUCGCUCACCGUCUUCACGUGCCCAAGUCUACAGUCCGCGCCUUGGAGCAAAAGCUCAAGCACAUGAGACCGCAAUAG
This is a messenger RNA of Akanthomyces muscarius, 1410 nucleotides long. RefSeq lists its product as uncharacterized. The transcript has 2 exons. Bases 1 to 1410 code for a protein of 469 amino acids. The record is from RefSeq and is a predicted model, not a curated record. Gene Ontology annotation, molecular function: oxidoreductase activity, acting on NAD(P)H, heme protein as acceptor. Gene Ontology annotation, cellular component: mitochondrial inner membrane. Gene Ontology annotation, biological process: heme A biosynthetic process. NCBI's taxonomy places the organism in Eukaryota, Fungi, Ascomycota, Sordariomycetes, Hypocreales, Cordycipitaceae.